AUGGGAGGUUUCGUGAGUAUCUUGAGUGCAGUGUAUUUCAUUUUGUUCGGUUCGCAAAAAAUUAAUCCAUGGGGUAUCGUUCAACGUUAUGUUCUUAAAAAUGUCCCACCUCCUCCCUCCAUCUAUUCACCGACCGCCACAUUGUACUCGGAUGUUAAAGUCAGACCUCAAGAUAUCGAGGCUGGUGAUUCGCAUGUAACCGACUCUCCCAUUCAGCCGACAGAUUUAACACCCGAACAUAAAUUGCACAAGGAAUACGUGCAACGAUACUCUCAGGGGCCACUCACGCUUACAGUUGACAUGGAUGAUCCCAAAAUACAGGAAAUAAGGCAUGAGUUGCGCGCAGAAGUGCAACGAACCAUUGCCAACGAACUUGCCAAAUUAAGAUUGUUCUUGAGUAAAUAUUAUCUUAAAGAUAUCAUAAAAGCCGAAUGA
Acaulospora colombiana is the source of this 435-nucleotide messenger RNA. NCBI's taxonomy places the organism in Eukaryota, Fungi, Glomeromycota, Glomeromycetes, Diversisporales, Acaulosporaceae. The record is from the annotation of a GenBank genome assembly.